UGUGAUUUAUAGGGUUUUUAUAGGAGAGUAACAAAUUUCUUAACCGCUGAACGCGUCGAGGAGGACCUGGACAAAGCAUCCGAUGCUAUAAGGCUGGCCAGCAAGUUUCUCUUUCGUGGGGUGCUCGUCAGGUUUCUUCGUUUCCCACUCUUUAUUCGUUAAAAUCGCUCUCUGUGCGAGGAUUGCUAUGUCGGAGCAGCUGACGGACGUACAGAUCUCCGAGUUCAAGGAGGCCUUCAGCCUCUUCGACAAGGAUGGAGAUGGUUGCAUCACAACAAAGGAACUGGGAACUGUUAUGAGAUCACUUGGUCAGAACCCCACUGAGGUAGAACUGCGAGACAUGAUCAAUGAGGUUGAUGCUGAUGGUAAUGGAACCAUUGAUUUCCCUGAGUUCCUUAACCUUAUGGCUCGCAAAAUGAAAGACACUGAUUCUGAAGAUGAACUCAGAGAGGCCUUUCGGGUCUUCGACAAAGACCAGAAUGGUUUCAUCACCGCUGCUGAGCUCCGCCAUGUCAUGACUAACCUUGGUGAGAAGCUCACCGAUGAGGAAGUUGAAGAGAUGAUCCGUGAGGCUGAUAUGGAUGGAGAUGGCCAAAUAAACUAUGAUGAGUUCGUCAAGAUUAUGAUGGCCAAGAGACGGUCGAAGGCGAACUUAGCCGGAUCGCCUGCUAUUAAUUCUCCUCGGACACCUAAAACAAUAAACAAGUGUUGCAGCAAAGUUCACUGUACCAUCUCAUGAACAAACCCUUCUCAAGCAGAUUUAGCAUUGGUGGCUUCCUCUUCACAGACUGUUUUCAGUUCAUUUAAUUAAAUAAUUUGACUUAUUCACCCUAUAAAACUUAAUUCUGGUACUUUAUUGUAGGAAGAGCUGAAAUAUGGAACUGUGUAGGAAAUAGGAGUGUCAAUAAGAUGAGCUGAAUGAGUGUUGCUAAAAUUAUAUCCAUAAUUGGAAACUAAAAUGAAUCUUAGAUAUUGAUUUCUAAACUCUAUGCUAUGUGUCUGUUUGGGGUGAAUCUAGUUUUUCA
Messenger RNA from Phalaenopsis equestris, 1025 nucleotides. Its product is annotated as calmodulin-2/4-like. Bases 188 to 739 code for a protein of 183 amino acids. NCBI's taxonomy places the organism in Eukaryota, Viridiplantae, Streptophyta, Magnoliopsida, Asparagales, Orchidaceae. Gene Ontology annotation, molecular function: calcium ion binding; enzyme regulator activity. The record is from RefSeq and is a predicted model, not a curated record. The transcript has 3 exons.